Fragaria vesca subsp. vesca is the source of this 1125-nucleotide messenger RNA. Its product is annotated as branched-chain-amino-acid aminotransferase 2, chloroplastic-like. The transcript is spliced from 9 exons. Lineage: Eukaryota; Viridiplantae; Streptophyta; Magnoliopsida; Rosales; Rosaceae. Gene Ontology annotation, biological process: branched-chain amino acid metabolic process. The record is from RefSeq and is a predicted model, not a curated record. Bases 28 to 1125 code for a protein of 365 amino acids. Gene Ontology annotation, molecular function: branched-chain-amino-acid:2-oxoglutarate transaminase activity.
GCCAAGUCUUUCUUACAGUCUGCAGCUAUGGCAGCUUCUUCAGAUUUGCAGACAACUUCUGAAUCUAUCAACCACAGUGAUGAUGGUGAAAAGUACGCUGAUGGUGUCAAAUGGGAUGAACUGGGAUUUGUAAUAACUCCAACUGAUUUCAUGUACACCAUGAACUGCUCCGAUGGAAAUAUCUUUUCACAAGGACAUCUCAUCCCCUAUAGGAAUAUUGAGCUUUGUCCAUCUGCUGGAAUCUUGAAUUAUGGACAGGGAAUAUUGGAAGCUCUUAAGGCCGUGAGAACAGAAGAUGGUCGUAUUAUGCUAUUCCGGCCGGAAGAGAAUGCUCUAAGAAUGAAGAUGGGUGCAGAGAGGAUGUGCAUGCCCUCUCCAUCCGUAGAGCAAUUUGUUGAUGCUGUGAAGCAAACUGUCCUCGCCAAUAAGCGUUGGGUACCACCUCCAGGAAAAGGAUCACUAUAUCUUAGGCCUUUGCUCAUGGGAAGUGGAUCUGUUCUUAGUGUUGGACCGGCACCAGAGUGCACAUUCCUGAUAUAUGCUUCUCCGGUUGGUAACUCUUCUCCGGUUGGUAAUUACCACAAGGGAAGGACAUCCCUGAACCUGUAUGUUGAGGAUAAACUCCGUAGAGCUACCCCCGGUGGAACUGGAGGGAUCAAGUCUAUCACCAAUUAUGCACCAGUUUACCAGGCACAGAAGCAAGCAAGAGCCAAAGGGUUCUCUGAUAUCUUAUACCUGGAUUCUGUAACCGGUAAAUGUAUUGAGGAGAUAUCUGCUGCUAACAUUUUCAUUGUCAAGGAUAAUGUUAUUUCCACUCCAGCAUUAGUACAUGGAACUAUUCUGCCCGGAGUUACUCGUUCAAGCAUAAUGGAGAUUGCCCUUGAUUUAGGUUAUCAGGUGGAGGAGCGUCUAAUUCCGCUGGAGGAUUUGCUUGAAGCUGAUGAAGCCUUCUGCACCGGAACUGCCGUGACUGUCAACCCUGUUGGUUCAGUAACUUAUGACACUAAAAGAGUGGAGUACAAAACAUGGGAGGGAACAGUAUCUCAGAAGCUGUAUGAAACGCUAACAGGAAUCCAAACUGCUCGUCUCGAGGACAAGAAGGGAUGGACCCUGGAGGUCAAAUAA